This is a messenger RNA of Lachancea nothofagi CBS 11611, 261 nucleotides long. Lineage: Eukaryota; Fungi; Ascomycota; Saccharomycetes; Saccharomycetales; Saccharomycetaceae. The record is from the annotation of a GenBank genome assembly.
AUGGUUUCGCAAGUUUUCGAGCAAAAGGCCGAGGCCGUCAAGAACCUUUCAACCACUCCCUCCAACGACGAGCUGCUACAACUAUACGGCUUGUACAAGCAAGCCACGAUUGGCGACAACUCCAGCGCCCGUCCUAGUGCUUUGAACUUCAAGGACAAGUACAAGUGGGACUCUUGGGAGAGCAACAAGGGUUUGAGCCAAGAAGAGGCCGAAAAGAAGUACAUCGCUUUGGUCGACGAAUUCGAAGCCAAAUACAACUAG